Messenger RNA from Penicillium antarcticum, 804 nucleotides. Its product is annotated as FAD-dependent oxidoreductase. NCBI's taxonomy places the organism in Eukaryota, Fungi, Ascomycota, Eurotiomycetes, Eurotiales, Aspergillaceae. The record is from RefSeq and is a predicted model, not a curated record. The coding region runs from base 1 to 804 and encodes 267 amino acids. The transcript has 2 exons.
AUGAUAUCCGAACAGAAUUGGCGCCCGGGAAAGAGAGUAGCUAUCGCUGGUGGGGGACCAGGAGCCAUUUCAACAGGCCUUGCCUUUCUCAAGCGUGGCUAUGACGUGCGUAUCUUUGAGCGCCAACCCGAAUGCAAGGCCAUUCGAUGGUGCUGUCCUUUUGUCGACACCAGUCUUGGCGAUUCUGCGAUCCUACGGGCUGAGCCUGGACAACAACGAGUCCAGCUCCCAUUCAACAAAGAGGUCGAACGACGCAUGGGAAUCAAAGGUUGGCAUUACGGCGUCCUGCGCUCGUCCAUUUUCAAGAAAAUACUAGAUCUCAUGCCUGAGGGUAUUACCCACGCGAGCCAUGAAGUGACCGGUUAUACCGAACUCGAAGAUGGCGUUGAGGUUGAGUUCAGAAAUGGAGCCAAGCUUACCGCCGAUAUCCUUAUUGGAGCAGAUGGAAUCCGCUCACCAAUUUCACAUCAGGCAUUUGGUGAGCCCGGCCUUUUCUACACAGGAAUUCGUCUCUGGCUCGCCUGGUGUGAUUAUAUCCCUGGUAUUCCGGAAAGCCACGGUGUCAUUUCCCACGAUUGGCAAUACCAGGCUAGUUUCUUUCCCAUGUUACAUGAUGGAAAGCCUGGGUUUGAAUGGUGGGUUGUCGAGCCAUCAUGGGAAGAAAAGCCACUACCUGAUGAUCCAAAGCAACAUCUUAGCGGUAUCUUGAAAGGUUGGCAGGAACAUGUGCCUCGCUUCCUCGAAGCCACCAAUUUCGAUACGCGGGUCUAUCGAUGGGAGAUCUACAACAGACCUUCGAUGUAG